Cordyceps fumosorosea ARSEF 2679 is the source of this 1029-nucleotide messenger RNA. Its product is annotated as Vps51/Vps67-like protein. The coding region runs from base 1 to 1029 and encodes 342 amino acids. Gene Ontology annotation, cellular component: EARP complex; membrane; GARP complex. Gene Ontology annotation, biological process: Golgi vesicle transport; retrograde transport, endosome to Golgi; Golgi organization. The record is from RefSeq and is a predicted model, not a curated record. The transcript has a single exon. Lineage: Eukaryota; Fungi; Ascomycota; Sordariomycetes; Hypocreales; Cordycipitaceae.
AUGUCCACCAUUGCCAGUCCCCGCGAACCCUCGACGCCCAUCCGCCGCGUGCCUUCCAGUACCAUCACCCCAACAUCCUCGAACCGGCCGUCUCUUGACGCCGCCCGCUCCACCGUCACCUCCCCCGUCAACAAUGAUCCGCCUUCCACGACGACGACGAUCCCGGUCGCCAAGCGCGCGAACCGCGCCGCCCUCCGCGAGUACUACAACCUACGCAACGCCGCCGCCGCCCCGACGCCGCGCAUCGGCGUCGAACUGCCCGACUCCGAGGUGCCAGUCAGCGACAUGGACAUGCCCGCCUUCAACACAGACGAGUACGUGGCCAAGGUCGUCGCCGAGAGCUCCCUCGAGGACCUGCUGCGCCUCUAUACCCGCGUCGUCGGCGAGGUGCGCGCCCUCGACGCCGAGAAGAAGGCCCUCGUCUACGACAACUACAGCAAGCUCAUAGCCGCCACGGAAACCAUCCGCAAGGUGCGACCCCAUCUCCAUGUCCCCCCUUUUCCCCCUCUGCUUCACCCGCCCCUCUUCCGGGUUGGCCUUUGUACUAACUGUCCAAAACCCCUCCAGAUGCGAUCCAACAUGGACCCCCUCAACCCCAUGGCUUCCACCCUCAACCCGGCCAUUGCCCAGAUAUACAGCCAGGCCGCCGACAUCCGCGAGGCCCUGCGCGCCUCCAUCCCCGCCCCCGACUCCGACGAGGCCAAAGAGCGCGCAACCGCCCGACGCCGCGCGCGCACCCGCGACCUCGCCGUCCACGUUCUCGCCACACCGCCGCGCCUGCGCCAGCUCGUCGCGGAGGGCAGGCUUGACGAAGCCCGGCGGCAGUGGGAGCGCCCGCGGCGCCUCCUCCAGACGUGGCAGGAGCGCGGCCUGGGCGGCGACGAGGUCCGGGCACUCCUGGAGGAGGGUGACGCGGCGGUGGCAGCGGGCAGCGAUGAGCGGGUAUCCAGCGACGGGAGAAUAUCCAAGGACGAGCGGACGUCAAGAGACGGGCGGGUAUCCAACGACCAACGGAUCUCGACAUCAUAA